Nezara viridula (southern green stink bug) is the source of this 1698-nucleotide messenger RNA. The record is from the annotation of a GenBank genome assembly. NCBI's taxonomy places the organism in Eukaryota, Metazoa, Arthropoda, Insecta, Hemiptera, Pentatomidae.
UAAAUCGUUUAAAUUGUGUUUUAUUACUACUCAAAAUAAAUUACAUAAUGAAACAAUAUAUAAAACAAGUUAUUACAAUAAUCUUAAAUAAUAUAAAUCAGUUUCUUAAUGAAUUCUAAGUAUUCGAUAAUAUAAUAGUUCUCUCAAACUCGAGCCAUAAAACGAAAUGUAAACAAACUUUGACCAUAAACAUUCGGGCGCAAAUUUCGUGCAGUGGUAGGUUAAGGUCAACACAUCGCCAGCUGAUAAGAACUCGUGGAAUAAACAAAAUGCGAAAUUUCUCAAUUAUAUAGGCAUGUAUAUGUUUUUUAUGAAAAUUUGAUUAAUAAACUAGACUUAAUCUCGAAAGCGUCAUUUCAACUUUAUUACAUGGUCCCUUAAAGUGUAAACAAUCAUCAGUUAACAGUGAUCUAUGAGUAAUUAAUUUGAGGCUAUAUACAGACUUAUAUUAAAAUUUCCAGGUAAAAUAGCCUAUAUUAUAAAUAUUGAACAGCAUACUAACCUAUAGAGGGGUAGAUGUUAUUAUCACUAUUUAGUGUUAUUGCAAAAUAUCACUGCACACACUGUAUAACUAAUAACCGCAAGAUAGCCUCACAAGAUAAUCAGUCGGAAUAUUUUCGGUAUAGCAUUUGGAAGUUUUAAACUCGUCGAAUAUAGUUUAGUGAGAGUUAGUUGUUGCCUCUGCACCUGCCAUAGACUGACUAACUCAAACACAAACCAAUUCUUCCCUUGACCUAUAUUACCCUUCUUUUGCUAAUUCGUUUUUCUUUUUUAGUUAAGAAUUUUACCAUUGAAUUCGAACUGUGCCUUCUUAUAUGCUAUGACAUCCUUUUGAAACGUAAUCGUAGAGCUGAGAUCUAUAAUCUUAAUUAGUGAUUAGAUAAGCACGUCUACUGUGAUUUAGCUAUCCUAGUGAUAGGAUUUGUAAGUUUGACUUUUAAAGCACAUGUAGAUUUUAAAAAUUGACAAGUAUGUUGAAAAUAGACGAUGUUAAAAUUGGUACACUUCAUGAUUCACAAUAUGUCAUUCCAUUUAGAAUGAAAUAUAUUCAAAACGGUGUUUCUAAAAUAUGGGACUUGGUCAAGAGCCAUGGUAGCGUAGCAGUGAUUAUUUUCAAUGUUUCUAGAAAUGUUUUAGUCUGUGUAAAACAAUUUAGACCAGGAGUCUAUUUGAAUAGUAUACCUGAUUGUGACAAAACAGGUUCUAUUGAUACUAGCAAAUAUCCUGCAGAACUAGGUGUGACAUUAGAGUUUUGUGCUGGCAUUAUUGACAAAAACAAAUCUCUGGAAGAAAUUGCUACUGAAGAAGUUUUAGAAGAAUGUGGUUAUGAGGUUAGUCCCAGUAAUCUAGAAAAAAUACAAACUUUCCGGUGUUCCGUGGGCAUAUCAGGUGAUUUUCAAACUUUGUAUUAUGUUGAAGUUAAUGAUAGUAUGAAAGUAAGUGAAGGUGGAGGCGUUGACACUGAGGUUAUUGAAGUUGUUGAACUGUCAUUGGAUGAAGGAAGAGAAAUUUUGGCAUCAGCAUCACCUACAGCACCUGGUGAAUUUCUUUAUGCAUUGUUGUGGUUUUAUAACAAUAAAUGCCCAAAAAAUGAUUUUGAGGGGAGGGAUGGGGGGUGGUUGCAUCAGCCUGAAAGUGGCAAAUGAAGAAUUUGAGGUUUGAUCAAUGUUUCUCUAGUAAGUGCAUUAUUUAUAAUAU